GCCCCAUUUAUCUCAGCAUUCUUUGAUAAAGCAUAAAAUGUACUCCUCUGUGUAUUUUGAUGUGAAUAAAGAGAAACCUGUGCUUGUCUUGUUGGAAGGACGCAGUAAAGAACAGCAGAACAAAUUUGCAAAGGAAAACUGAAGUAGCAGAAACGGAUCAAGGUGGUUAAGCAAGGGGUUGUGGUUAAUAAGUAACAGGCCACAGCGGUUUCCCCCACCCUGCAAGGCCUGCUGGGAAAGCCUAGGCAAGCAUAACUGCGUGUGUGCACUCUCUUGUGCAGGAAGAUAACAGUGAAAUUAAAAACAGGAAGAGAAGAUAGUAGCACCUUCUCGUACGCACUGUUUGACUUUUCAUUUGUGCAGCAAGUUCCUCUUCUGUUCCAGAUCACAAGUCCUUUUCAUGGGCAGAGCAAAGCGCAAGCCUGGGCCCUUGGCUCGGAGGCCAGACAACUCAGCUUUCAAACAGCAGAGGCUGCCUGCCUGGUCUCCUAUGCUAACAGCUAAUACUGUGCUGCCUUUCUUCUACUUUAUGGCUUUGAUAUGUAUGCUGCUAGGUGUAUGGCUGCUUCUUACGGUGCAGGGCACACAGGAAAUAAAGCUGGACUACACAGAGGCUGGGACGUGUGAUAAAUGUUUUGAAAAGCGUAAAAAUGUGAGCAGCGCAGCCGAGAGCUGCAUCUGCAAAGUGGUGUUUCUUGUUGAGAAACCAUUCAAGGGAGAUGUCUUUUUCUACUAUGGCCUCCAAAACUUCCAUCAGAAUCUCCGCAGAUACAUGGACUCCAGAGAUGAUGGACAGCUGGUUGGCAGGAAGAGCAACUUAAAGGAACCCAGUUCUUACUGCGAGCCAUUUGCAAAAGACCAGAAUGGCCUCCCCAUCGCCCCCUGUGGUGCUGUGGCCAACAGUUUCUUCAAUGACUCCUUCACUCUCACCUAUUAUGGAUCUAGUGGUGAUCCAGUUAAGGUUCCUCUGUUACGGACAGGCAUUACUUGGUACACCGAUAAAAAUGUCAAGUACCGCAACCCACAGAUUGACAACUUGACACUGGCUCAGGUGUUCGAAGGGACAGCAAAGCCACUGUACUGGAAGAAGCCUGUUUAUGAGCUGGAUCCCUUGGACCCAACCAACAAUGGCUUCAUCAAUGAUGACCUGAUUGUAUGGAUGAGGGAGGCAGCCUUUCCUAACUUCAAGAAGCUUUAUGGGGUUUUAUACCAUGACAAGCUUUUCACUGAUGGACUCCCAGCAGGGAAUUACAGCAUCGAUAUAUCCUACAACUUUCCUGUGCAGUACUUCCAAGGCAGAAAGGAAGUGGUGCUGACCACACUGACCUGGUUUGGAGGUCAGAACUAUUUCCUGCCCAUUGCUUACCUUGUGACCAGCAGCCUGAUCCUACUGAUAGCUGUCAUCCUCACGGUGGCCUGGUGGAAAUUUGGAAAGAAAGGAAAGAACAUGGAGGAAUGAAGAGUAAAAGGUGCUCUGGGAUGCUGAGGAGUGAAAUGGUUUUUAAAAAGUCAUGCUAUUUAAGAGCCAUUUUAAAGAGACAAAUUCUA
Monopterus albus (swamp eel) is the source of this 1548-nucleotide messenger RNA. RefSeq names its product transmembrane protein 30C (gene cdc50c). Lineage: Eukaryota; Metazoa; Chordata; Actinopteri; Synbranchiformes; Synbranchidae. The record is from RefSeq and is a predicted model, not a curated record. Bases 401 to 1459 code for a protein of 352 amino acids. Gene Ontology annotation, cellular component: endoplasmic reticulum; Golgi apparatus; plasma membrane. The transcript has 7 exons. Gene Ontology annotation, biological process: phospholipid translocation.